Messenger RNA from Eruca vesicaria subsp. sativa (arugula), 536 nucleotides. NCBI's taxonomy places the organism in Eukaryota, Viridiplantae, Streptophyta, Magnoliopsida, Brassicales, Brassicaceae. The record is from the annotation of a GenBank genome assembly.
GUACAACAUAGCGAACAAUCGAAUCCACCAAAUAACCUCGAUCCGUAGAUACUAUGGCCACCAACGAACCCGAGCACAGAGACGUGGAGGAAGCUGGAGCUAACGAGGACACCGGAGCUCAAGUCGCUCCGAUCAUUAGGCUUGAGGAGGUUGCCGUCACUACCGGUGAGGAAGACGCCGUCCUCGAUCUAACAGAUGGCUUCAUAACGCACAGAGGUGUUAUGGUGGCAAUGAGUUCAUCGAUCAGUUGGAAACACUUUGUUGCCUGCAAAUAGAUAUUCUGAACUCCAAAAGAGUGUUCAAAAGUAUGUAGUUGCAUGUCUUAUUUGUCCUGGGUAUCACUCAUGUUCUGUACAGUGGCAUUGCCAUUGGUUUAGCCAUAAGCAAGGUACACAUUCUAGCUCCCGAAUCUUCAUAUGAGUACUGGAUUCUUGUUUCAUUACUUUGUAUUUUCAGAAACAUAACUUGCCAUUUACAUACAACUUUCACAUGUAUAAUAUCUUUAAAAAUUAAAUAUAUUUUUUUCUAGGAACUCC